AUGAAUGAGGAUGGUGUGAAUAUAAAGGAGCUUAUAAGUGCAAGAUUUCAGAAUCCGAAGUUCGUCUAUGAUGGAAAGAGGAUGAGGGUUUUGCAAGAAAGAAAGGUCGUGGAUUACACCUCGGGAAUUUGCAUCCAAAGGGUGAGAAGAAGAUUAGAUCCUUUACAAGUUAAUACAAGCUUUGAAUUGUCUCCCCAGAUCCUCAACCUGAAGUCGCCAGAGCUGUGCUAUAAUGACAUCCCUAGCCUGUUUACGACAAAGAUUGAGCAUAUCAGUGUCAAUAAAGUUAAAUGCCCAGUGAACAUUGUUAGAUGGACUCCUGAUGGGAGAAGAUUAAUGAGUGGUACAGCCACGGGAGAAUUUACACUAUGGAACGGGUAUGGAUGCAAUUUUGAAACUAUUCUACAAGCACAUGAAUCACCUGUCAGAGGAAUGGCUUGGUCACCUUCAGGAUCAUUUUUGAUUUCUUCAGAUAAUUUCGGAAUAAUUAAGUACUGGCAUCCAUCGAUGAACAAUAUCCAGAUAAUACAAGGCCAUGCAGAAGCAGUGAGAGACCUUUCGUUUUCUCACAACGACAGCAAAUUCUGCUCGGCCUCUGAUGACUCUACAAUAAAAGUUUGGGACUCUAUUGAGGCAAAGGAGGAGUCUGUCCUUCGAGGACACAACUGGGAUGUAAGAGCUGCACAGUGGCACAAAUACAAGUCUCUAAUAGCCAGUGCCGGAAAAGAUAAUCUUGUCAAGAUGUGGGACCCACGUACUGCUGAGGAAUUGUGCACUUUACACCAUCAUAAGAAUACAAUACUAGCCUUGAAAUGGAUGGGCGAUGAGAACUAUCUUCUCACAGGAGGAAAAGAUCAAGUAAUAAAGAUGGUGGACAUUAGGACAAUGGUUGAUGUGUUCACUUAUAAAAAUCACAGGAAGGAAGUUACAUCAAUAGGAACACAUCCCUGUAUUCCAGAUAUGUUUGUGAGUGGAGGUACAGAAGGAGGGAUUUAUUUUUGGCAAGCAUAUACUCAGGUACCUUUGGAGGUUAUUGAGGAGGGGCAUGAAGGCACUGUGUGGUCGUUAGACUAUCAUCCGGUAGGACACAUUUUGGCAUCUGGGUCUGUAGACCAAAGCGUGAGGUUCUGGGUUAGGCCAAGACCAGACGAAAAUGCUGAAGUUUCUGCUGGAGGAUUUGAUGAUGAAGAAAACAAUUCCGAUGGCGGUGCAAUACCAGGAUUGUAG
Messenger RNA from Encephalitozoon romaleae SJ-2008, 1227 nucleotides. RefSeq names its product WD40 domain-containing protein. Gene Ontology annotation, cellular component: mRNA cleavage and polyadenylation specificity factor complex. The coding region runs from base 1 to 1227 and encodes 408 amino acids. Gene Ontology annotation, molecular function: protein binding. The record is from RefSeq and is a predicted model, not a curated record. Lineage: Eukaryota; Fungi; Microsporidia; Unikaryonidae. The transcript has a single exon.